UGUUGUAUUGAAAUCAAAUGAAGAAGACCUAGGAAACGAAUCACAUUCGCAUUUAUUAGACUUGCGAUCCGAAUUACUGGCACAUGACAUGUCCAAUAUUGAGAUAUUUGUGAAAACUGGCAGUAAGGAACUGUUUGAAAUAUUACGUGAUACAAGUAUAGGGAUCCUUAAUCUGCAAACUGCUGAUAGUGCCUCAUUAGCAUCCGAGAUUCUUCACACGCUCAACAAGCUAACACAGCUUUGUUUGUCGGGGACCUAUACGGGUCGUUGUGAUCUCAAGAUGCCUGCUUCAUUGCAGUGUAUUAAACUGCUGAGUGUCGAAUGUUCAUCUGAGUGGCUGUGCAGCUUGUUGAUCACGCUUUCUUCAUUAGAUCAUCAGGUCGAGUGUGAGCUGUGGGAUGUUGUAUUGAAGUCAAAUGAAGAAGCCCGUGGAAACGAAUCACAUUCAUAUUUAUUAGACUUCCGAUCUGAAUUACUGGCACAUGACAUGUCCAAUAUUGAGAUAUAUGUGGAAACUGGCAGUAAGGAACUGUUCGAAAUAUUACGUGAUACAAGUAUAGGGAUCCUUCAACUGAGAACGGCUGAUAGUGGCUUAUUUGCAUCCGAAAUUCUUCACACGCUCAACAAGCUAACAAAGCUUUAUUUGUGGGGGACCUAUACGGGUCGUUGUGAUCUCAAGAUGCCUGCUUCAUUGCAGUGUAUUAGUCUGCAGAGUGUCGAAUGUUCAUCUGAGUGGCUGUGCAGCUUGUGGAUCACGCUGUCUUCAUUAGAUCAUCAGGUCAAGUGUGAGCUGUGGGAUGUUGUAUUGAAGUCAAAUGAAAAAGCCAGUGAAAACGAAUCACAUUCAUAUUUAUUAGACUUGCGAUAUGAAUUACUGACACAUGACAUGUCCAAUAUUGAGAUAUUAGUGAAAACUGGCAGUAAGGAACUGUUUGAAAUAUUACGUGAUACAAGUAUAGGGAUCCUUAACCUGAGAACGGCUGAUAGUGCCUCAUUAGCAUCCGAGAUUCUUCACACGCUUAACAAGCUAACAGAGCUUUAUUUGAGGGGGAUCUAUACGGGUCGUUGUGAUCUCAAGAUGCCUGCUUCAUUGCUGUGUAUAUCUUUGGAUGAUGGCGAAUGUUCACCUGAGUGGCUGUGCAGCUUGUUGAUCACGCUGUCUGAAAUACACCAUCAAGUUGAGGGUAACAUGUUUGAUUUUGUUGUAAAACAAAAUGAUUCAGACAAUGGAAUGGAGACAGAUAUUACUGUUGUUAGGAAUGAGUUGUGGUCGUGUAACUUAUCUCAUGUUAAACUGAACGUUGAACAAAAUAGUAGUGUCCUCCUAGAACUGUUACGCGGUACGAAUAUAGAUUCUCUGUUACUCACAGCUAAUGACGAUGCGUCCCUGGAUUUGGUGACACAAAGCUCCUUAACCAUGCUUAAAGAAAUUCGUUUCAAGGGAAUUCACAUGACACGUUUUGAUCACAAAUUACCAUCUACUCUGCAAUUUAUGAUUUUAUGUGAUGGCUACUGUUCACCAGAUUGGUUGAAAAGUUUGAUGAUACACCUGUCUACAUUAGGCCAUACUGUCCGUUUGUACUUGUAUGAAUAUACUCUGGUAUCGAGUGGUGAGUCAAAUGCCAUGGCUUUGGAACUGCCUAUUUUGCAAUGUGAAGAUUUGUCGAAUGUUAAAUUGGAGUUAACGAAGGACUCCUCUGGAUUGUAUGAAACGUUACCCAAAAUUAGUACAUCCAGUCUGAACAUGACGCAAAUCGAACAUCCUGACAUGCUGUCACAGACACUGCCUCUACUCAACCACUUGCAGGAGCUAAGAAUUUGUUUAAAACAAUAUAUGGAGAUGAAACUACCGGGAUCUAUACAGUAUGUGUUUAUAAUUUACACAACAUUUUCACCUUUAUCGUUACAACAUUUCGUACAGGGCAUGUAUACCGCACAACAUAACGUACAAUGUAAAUUAUUGUUCCGUGUUGAAGGGAAGGAAGAUGAUUAUACGAGAAUUACACACGAAGUUUGUAAAAUGGAGUCAGUUGAAAUGCAAAAGUUUGAAGUUGUAGACAAACGACAUUUUCGGGGGGCUGUUGCUGCUGCUGCUACUCUUUCUGCUACCGCUGACGAGGCUGAUGACGAUUUUGAUAAGCAUUUACUACGGAGAGAGGGAUAUGUUGAUUCAAGAAUGUGGUUGCACUAUUGUAAAAUUCGACUCAAAUUUCAUUUUAGAUAACAUUCAUUUCGCUCGAUUAACUCGUGCUCCUUUAAUAUUUUUGUAUCCGUCUGUGUAUGUGACCGAUUUCAUGAAAUAUUAUAGGGAGUCUUAUCUUACAAUUUAUGCCUAAAUGUUGAGUUAUCGCAUUAACUAAUUUUAUGCAUAUAUUAUAAAUAUGUUGUCAGAGAUAUAUAAUUUAAAAGGUUCUGUGUUAUCUCCCUUUGAAUAACGCAUAUUCUAUUCAUUAAGGUAUAUAUUUAUAUGCAAU
Molecule: messenger RNA, 2474 nt
Organism: Dreissena polymorpha
Lineage: Eukaryota; Metazoa; Mollusca; Bivalvia; Myida; Dreissenidae
Exons: 3
Coding region: 89-2224 (711 amino acids)
Source: RefSeq, a predicted model, not a curated record